This is a messenger RNA of Penaeus indicus, 2791 nucleotides long. RefSeq lists its product as uncharacterized. The transcript is spliced from 7 exons. The coding region runs from base 36 to 1730 and encodes 564 amino acids. The record is from RefSeq and is a predicted model, not a curated record. NCBI's taxonomy places the organism in Eukaryota, Metazoa, Arthropoda, Malacostraca, Decapoda, Penaeidae.
ACUCAUUCUUCCUUUCGAUGUGACUCGCCAGCGAAAUGCAGCCUCCCCAUUUGGCCCAAUUUCCUCCCCUGCACACGGGGAGAAGCUUUAUCUGUUACCGGGAUGUGAACAAGGCCAUCGAGAAGCACAGGGAGCUGUAUGGACUCCGUCUGGUGUUGAAAAGGGCGGUGAAGCUGGAGAAUUACUGCCUCACGGUGGACCAGAUGCGGGACCUGAAUUUUCGCUUGAAAUAUGGCGAGUUAGUUUAUCAGUGUUCUGUCGACAACGGACGUCCAGGGCGACCAGGCAACGACGAGCGGUGUCCACGCUUGGUGCGCCUGCGGUUGAGUCCUGAUGCACGCACAUUGGUGGUUUAUGACACACACACCCAUGAGCCCCCAAAAUCCCCAGGACAGUUCCAGAGUUUAUCUCCGCCAUGUCCAGUCCCAGAACCUGCACCGGCAUUAUCAGAAGGAGUGGAGUCGUCCUCCCCAUCAGGACAGCAGCCUUCUCCGUCCACGCCUCGACUACCUUUGCCGAACACUCAGCGCGUCACCACCACUCCGGAAGGGAACCAGACGCCAACAUCAGCACAUGGGUAUGAGAAGAUAACAGUCAAGCUAAAAAAGUCUCAGUUCUCUCCCAACGAGAUGGUCGUUGUGGGCAGUGCAAGGGACGCUCAGGAACAGUUUGAACUAAGAAACUCGCCAGAAAAAAUGACCACUACUACUAAUGCCUCGGGCCCAAAGGUCAUAGAAAAGGCUGCAGUAAAACCAGUCCAAAGACAACUCACUCAAAAAACCAUCGAUUUUUACUCUACUCCAAAGGCUGAUAAACCGCCUGUCAAGCCCGUGGAGAAGUUUAUCACAAAAAGUGCCGAGAGGGCGGUGACAAAGCCGCCUGAAAAAAUCACAAAACCCGCCGAGAAGGUUGCAGUAAAACCUCCGGAGAAAAUAAGUACAAAGUCUACAGAGAGAGCGGUAGGCAGGCCGAGUGAAAGGGUUGCGGGAAGACCUGCCGAGAAGGGAAACAACAGGCAGACGGAGCGAUGUGUAGGCAGGCCUCCGGUGAGGGUCCCCCAGCGCACAAAUGAAAGAGGAAACGUCAGAAGUUCCGGAACUGUGUCAAGUACUUCAGGAAAUGUAGUCGGCUCUUAUCCUAAGGCUAAUGGUGUCGGCCGGCCACCACUGGGCAUCAACAAGAAAGUUCACAAAGGAAAACGAACAAAAUCUGCUGAACCAAACCUGGAUUUAACAUCACUCGCACCUCUUGACACAGAACUGGGAUUCAGUGAAAAGCAGCAACUUGCCCACGGGGUCUUACUUCGGUUACUGAGGAUUACCAGCCAAUUACCUAUGAUUGAAUUUACGCAUGCCUUGGAGACUCUUGAAAUGCUGACUGAUGCGUUUAAGCUGGAACAACGUGUUAAUUUGACCAUUAAUCAUGACCAUGAGGAAGAAACUAAUGGUGACUACCUUGAAGAAAUGUACGAGGACAGGGACAUGGAAACUGAGGACUAUAAUCAUCAUUUUUCCGAUAAUGAAAACGGAGUGAGCUCUACAACAAGCGAGCAUCAGGUAGCCAUCGCGCAGCUGGAUGGACAGGGAGACGGAGUCAAUGAGACUAGCAUUUCGGAGGAAGUGGAGUCAAGAGAAUCACUAAAGAGAGCCGUUGUUGGUGAUGUAGUUUGUAAGGAAGGAGAUGCUGAAUAUAUUGGUCAGUCUUGCAAAGUACCUAGACUAUCUAUGUGAAUUUAGUCACAUAAGUAGCUCCAGGAGUGACUUUAGAUGAAACUUAAUUUUAGUCUUGAAAUCUGUCUCACAUAAAAUUGAAAUGCAUUUUUAUUUCAAGGUUAUAAAAUGCAGUUCUAAUUUAAAAGUUUGGCAAUAAGAACCAUACAAAUGUUGGUGUUACUUUUUAUUAUCAUCAUCAUUAUCACAUCAUCAAUGUCAUCAUCAUUUGUCAUUUCCAUUGUAACAUCAUCAUAACUGGUAUGAUCUUUAUUACGGAUAAUAACAUUUUCAUCUUCACCAUCAUUAUUUCCAUCUUACAGUCAUCAUCAUCAUCAUUGGCAUUAUAGUUACGAUUGAGGUAAUUAAUAUUAAUUAUAAUAUAAUAACUGAUGAUAACAGUAAUUAUGAUAACAUAAGGUAUCAUUGCCAUCAUCAUCAUCAUCCUCAUCAUCACCAUCAUUGAUAUUCACAUAAUAGUAACUAGUACCAUUAUUUUUACAUAUUUAACAGUUGAAAAUCUGAACUGUUUUACAAGAAGAUGAUAUAUAAUAUAGAGCUUUUAAUUAAAAUACAAACACCGAUGGUAACCAUAAACUAGCAUAAUCAACAAGAUUGUGUCUCUUAAAUGAAGUAUUUAAACUAAAACUUUUCAGGAAGGAGAGUACACAGUCAGCAAUAAUUUUUGAUAUAGCUGAAGGUCCUGGUUCAGUGCCGGUCCUCUGUGCUAAAGCUAGGUCAUCAAUGUAACUGAAACGGAGCAUCAGCAGUGGUCGUGAAAGUCUAUGCAGCCUUUUUCCCCACAUUUGUAAUUGAUAUACACAGUUUUGUUGCUAUAUUUGUUAUGUCAGUUUUUAGGUGAUCAGAAUGUAUGUUCAUUGAUCGAACAAUUUUAGGUGUUUUUUUUACUCAGUAUGUAUCUUCGUUUUUGCUGGAGACUGUAUGCAGGUUGAAUUGAGUAUUUUUCUUUUGAACAGAUGAUGUUACUCAAAGGGCAACUUUCUUAUUUUCUUUUUAAUUAUAUUGAAAGCUUGACAGCUUUUAAUUUGCAAAUGCGCGCACGCGCACGCACACGCACGCAC